Mobula hypostoma (lesser devil ray) is the source of this 3886-nucleotide messenger RNA. RefSeq names its product L3MBTL histone methyl-lysine binding protein 1 (gene l3mbtl1). The record is from RefSeq and is a predicted model, not a curated record. NCBI's taxonomy places the organism in Eukaryota, Metazoa, Chordata, Chondrichthyes, Myliobatiformes, Myliobatidae. Gene Ontology annotation, molecular function: zinc ion binding; histone binding; chromatin binding. The transcript is spliced from 22 exons. Gene Ontology annotation, cellular component: nucleus. Bases 463 to 3087 code for a protein of 874 amino acids. Gene Ontology annotation, biological process: negative regulation of DNA-templated transcription.
CUUCAGAAAUAGAGGGGCUCAUCGGGCAAAAACAUCUGCUUCAAUGUUCAAUUAUGCAAUAUUUGUCUCCUACCUUUCAGUCAAUGUAUUCUUUCAUCGCAACGUCAUUAAUUUAACAAAAAAACAUUUGCAUUUGGUCUAAAAAUCUGUGGCACUACUGCAGACAUUUGAUUCCGCUCUUACGAGGGAUGUAGUGGGGAUUUGUGAAUUUGGUACCUUUUUCGUUGCUAGUAACUUUUCGCUGGCUGCUUCUCCCGUAUGAAUUAAAGAGACAACGUUGGGAGACGACGAUUGAGGCUUGGCAGGCGGUGCAUCCGUCGUUUGAAUUUUAUUUGAGCGUAUUCAUAUGGACCCAAGUGAAAGACAUGUAUCUCAUUUAAUUUUACUGUAGCUUCUGUUCUUGGCUGCCCGUCAGCACCGCCAUUUUGGGUCAGUCACAUAGACAGGCGAAUAACUUUUAGAAUGAAUAACAGAGUGGAAUUGGAAGAGCUGAUGCCCAGCAAUAUGACCCCAUCGAGUGAAAUCAGUUUACAUGGAGUAACCAGCAACAGGUCUGUUCAGAGUACGCAUCUGUCAACCAAAGCCUUUAUUAUUCCAGUUAACACAGCAGCGAAUCUUCGAAAGCCUCGGAGUUUCUCCAGAGAAAAUCAAGGCAUUUUCUUGCCAGUCAAAGCAGAACAGCCAGACAGCACUGUGCCAGUGACUGCUACAAUUAGUCCUCAGAUCAGUGGAGUGCACAACUGUGAUGUGGUCAGUGUUUUGGAAUGGAAAGAUGGGAUUGCUACCUUACCUGGAAGCAACUUGAAGUUCCGACUGAAUGAAUUUGGAGUUCUGGAGGUUGUCAGCUCAGAGGGUAUUGUGACAGAAUCUGUGACGACGGCAUCUCCAGCAGCACCGGUGGAAGCUGAGAGUGAUACUUGUAGUGAGGCUGGCUGGAAUACAACCACCCCUACUGAGUUGAAACAGACAAAUGCAUCUUACAUGGAUGAACAGCCACACGUGGAAAGUGUCUGCUGCUGUACAAACUGUGGUCACACUUACACAGUGAAUGAAGUCAGAAGCGAUAGAAGGUUCUGCAGUGAGCAUUGCCGACACCAAUUUAAAGAGAAGUCACUCAGAAUGGGCAGUGCAGCAGUGAAGAGGAGUGCUGGGGCAAUAUUAAAACGGGUCAAAAAGAGGAAAAGGAAAGUGUGUCUGAGUCCUAGUUCAGAAUCCAAUGAAGAAUAUGAUUAUGAAUUAACUGAGAUGGAACACAGGGACGAGCAAAAGGAAGAUUCCGGAAAUGUCAGUGGACGUCUGAUGGAUGACAAUCAUCAUGUGGAAUUUAGACGAGGUCGACCCAAUGAACCCAGUUGCCCUUUUCCUGGAGAGGCUGUAUCUAUUGUAGGAAAGAACAAAAUCUGGUCUUGGGCUUCAUACUUAGAAGAGGAAAAGGCUUUUGCUGCUCCUGUCAAACUCUUUCGAGAGUAUCAGUCCUUUCCACAGAAUAAGAAUGCUUUCAAGGUUGGCAUGAAGUUAGAGGGUAUUGAUCCGACACAUCCAUCUAUGUACUUUGUACUCACAGUAUUUGAGGUUUGCGGUUAUCGCUUGAGACUCCACUUUGACGGCUAUUCGGAGUGUCACGAUUUUUGGGUAAAUGCUGAUUCUCCAGAUAUCCACCCUGCAGGAUGGUGUGAGAAGACAGGCCAUCGAUUAUAUCUUCCUAGAGGGUAUAAAGAGGAAGAGUUCAACUGGCCAAAUUACUUAAGGAUAACAAAAUCCCAAGCUGCACCGAAGCAACUCUUCAUCAAUCAAAAUAUAAUGGUCACCCCUUUGGGAUUUCGUGUUGGAAUGAAACUGGAAGCAGUCGAUAGAAUGAAUCCAUCUCUGAUCUGUGUUGCCACAGUGACAGAUAUAGUUGAAAGCAGGUUUCUGGUGCAUUUCGAUAAUUGGGAUGACACGUAUGAUUACUGGUGUGAUGCCAGUAGCCCGUACAUCCAUCCUGUUGGUUGGUGCCAGCAACAUGGGAAACCAUUGACACCUCCACAAGGGUACCCUCACCCAGAGCAGUUCUCUUGGGAUAGGUAUUUAGAAGAAACUGGAUCUUCUGCUGCUCCUGCGCGUGCAUUUAAAACACGUCCUCCUCAUGGCUUCCAGGUAAACAUGAAACUGGAAGCUGUUGAUCGACGAAAUCCAAUGCUGAUUCGUGUAGCCACGAUUAUUGAUGUUGAUGACCACAGGAUAAAGAUCUGCUUUGAUGGAUGUAGCCAUGCUUACAGUUACUGGGUAGACACAGAUGAUCCAGACAUCCAUCCUGCUGGGUGGUGUAAUAGAACAGGACAUAUUCUUCAUCAACCAGCUAAAUCAGCAGAUUCCACAGCUGAUCCUGGACAAAAAAGAUGGCCUACUCCAGGGUGGAAGACUGUUAGUCAUGCAAAGAGUCCAAAAUAUACCACCCAUCACCGGAAGUGCCCCACUCCAGGUUGCGAUGGGUCAGGACAUGUUACUGGAAAGUUCAUUGCUCAUCAUCGUUUAUCAGGCUGCCCACUGGCUGAAAAGAAUCAAGCAAAAAUGAAGUUAGAAUUGUCAAACGGUGAAGGUUCAUCUCGAAAAAGAAAUCUUUUGUCAUUUGGGCGUAGAAAGAAAUCAAGACAUCAUGGGAGAAUCGGCCGACCACCCAAGUAUCAAAAGCUUCAACAAGAGGAUUUGAAAGUCAGCUUUCAAAACAUUCCAAAAGAAGGCAUACAACAAGUCUUGCAACAAUCAGUCUUUCUGUCUGCCAUGUCUCCACAUCCAGCUCGUUCAUUGUCCCUGUGUUGGGAACAACAUUGCAAGCUCCUUCCAGGUGUAGCAGGGAUCAGCGCCAGCAAAGUAGCCAAAUGGACUAUCGAAGAGGUGGGAAACUUUGUUCAGAAACUUACCGGCUGUGAACAACAGGCCAAGCACUUCAAAGAGGAGUCAAUCGACGGGGAAGCUUUUCUUCUGCUAACACAAGUAGAUAUAGUGAAGAUCAUGAGCAUUAAACUUGGCCCAGCAUUAAAAAUUUAUAAUUCUAUACUUAUGUUCAAAAAUGCAGAUGAUAUUCCUUUGAAUUUAAAUGAAACAUAAUCUUGUAGAGGAAGUAAAACUGCUUUGGAAACACAAUGGAUUCCAAUUAAUUGGAACGCAUCAGGUCCAGUACAUUUUGGCCCAAUUAAGCAGCUGCCCCAUUUAGCUAAAGUUUCAUGGAAAUGGUUAAGAAGAUAUAAAAAAGACAAACUGAGUGAUAAGUUAUAUCUUUAAACAAAAUACAGAACACUACCAAUGCUACAAACAGUACUAUAAAACUGUGUAAUAGUUCCUAAUCGUUAUCAGUGGAGGAACUUACCCAGUGUACGCUGCUGUGUAUGGAGUGUCCAGGGAGGUGAAGGGACUUGUCGUGUCCUUUCUGGGACAGCUCACUCACCUUUGGUCCUCAUCGGACAUUCAGCUCCUACCGUGGCUUCAAGUAGCUUUUUGCAUGAGACAGUGGCUACACCCCAGUACACUGCUUCGACAGGUGGACUAAACCAGGUGAAGGUAGCCAGUGGGUCUCGUACCCUGGUAAUAUAGGGACAUGCCUGUCCUAGCAUGUGAAGUCAUCUCCGGCGAUGAAACCAACAGUGAGAUCCAAAGGCCAAGAAGGCAGUUCUGCAAUGCUUUGUGGAGAGUGAAGGGCAUGAUAAGGCACAGUAGAAUUCAUGGUUAUCCACUGCAACUAAAGAAGGCUGCGGUUUGUGAUGACUACUCAUACCACUGGACCUGGACUUCUGAGGUCGAGAGAGUGGAAUGGUUUUUGUACUUCAAAAACAGGUUUCACUGUCAUCGUCACGUACAAUGGACACUCAACAUGCUGUCAUGGUUCUUUUAAAACGCAAACAACAGGAAU